Messenger RNA from Schistosoma turkestanicum, 1966 nucleotides. NCBI's taxonomy places the organism in Eukaryota, Metazoa, Platyhelminthes, Trematoda, Strigeidida, Schistosomatidae. The record is from the annotation of a GenBank genome assembly.
AAAUGAGGAAAACGCAAUGGUUACGAUCAUUAAUACUAAUGGUGGGAUAGUAUAUCAAAAUCUAUCUAGUUGCGACUGUACAGUUCAAAUAUCUUUGUAUAUUCAAUACGAUAUUUCUAUGAAUUUACCAUCUUACUUAAUACGCUGAGAAUAGUUUGAUUAUAAACAUUGCUCUUACAAGUCUCAUAUCUUUUAAGACAACUAUGAAUGUAAUACUGAAUACGUACAAACAAUAUUCGCGCACUGGACUUUUCAUCAUCAGUAAAACUAAUUUGUCUGUAUUCAAAACACCAGUCGACAUCAUGCAGUAUUCCUUCAAGCCUGAUAAAUCUUUAGAUCCGUCAAAGUACCUAUUUUCAACCAAAAAUCCUGUGUAUAAAGCGGUUAUUUUCGAUAAAGAUGGGACCAUUGUUUGCUUUAACUCAAUGUGGAUGCCUUGGGCAAGGAAUAUUGCUAAGAAUAUUUCACGUGACAUUUCGCAGGACAUGACGCUCGAGAUACUGACUACUCUUGGAUGCUGCACGAAAACUCAUAUGAUAAAUCCAGGUUUAAUGUUUUUCUUAUUAAUUCUAUCGUUUUUGAAGGUUUGUUGGCUGAAGGUACUGAAGAACAAAUAACAACUGCUCUAACAGAUUUGUUAGCUUCUCAUGGUAUUCCUAAAAGCACGGCUCAAUUUACCGUGGCUAAACAUGUAAAAGCGUUAUCGCUCUCACCCGAGCAUAUUGUCCAGUUAGCUGAUUUAAAAAGUAUCCUAACUACUCUGAGACAGCACUCGAUCAAAACUGCUAUCUGCACAUCUGACAGUCGCAAGCGAACAGUAAAAACUUUGGCGGCGUUAGAUAUUUUACAUCUAAUGGAUGUUGUUGUUUGUGGUGAUGACAUUGGUAGACCUCCCAAACCAUAUCCAGAUCAUGCUGAAUUUAUAUGUAAGAAACUACGUGUGUUACCUGAAGAAACUGUUAUGGUAGGAGACACUUCAACGGACAUUUCUUUUGCAAAAAAUGCUAAUCUAGGGUUGUGUAUUGGCGUUUUAAGUGGGGUUGGUCAACAAAGUGAUUUGGAAGCAACUUGGCUUAAACAUUCCGGUACUGAGGGGAAAAUCAAUGUUAACGAGGCUAAAUCCUAUCACCUGAGAUCUCAGUUACGUAUCGUACCAUCUGUUGGUCAUAUACUGCCACUCGUACUAACUGAUCUACCGGUCAGACGGGUUUUACUGGGUAACAAUAUAUUAUAUCAAAAGUUGUCGAGUCGAAAGUUCAAAUUGGUUAUUAUUGACAAAGACGGAAGCUUUAUUGAUGUACAUCCUCGCUGGGCUGAAUGGUGUGAAAAUAUUUACAUGAGAUUGGCGAACAAGGCGUCUCCGGAUCUAGCAAGUACAUUCUUGGAUAUACUUGGUUAUGCUUCCGAGACACGUAAAAUAUCUAGUGGUAUUUUAGCUGAAGGAUCAAUGGUGUUCAUUAAAGAGUACCUAAGGAACUUACUCAUACUGAAAGGAUAUGGAGUGAAGGAAUCUGAUCUAAUUGUAAAUCGGGUAUGGAUUUGUCCAAGUUCUAUACCAGGCAUCACAAUAUCCGAUACGAUAGAAACGGUUAAUAAACUCCGAGAAAUCGGUUUGCUAGUAGCUAUAAAUAGUUUGGACAGUCGCAAAGCGUGUGAUACUUUUUUAUCCAACGAGAAAUUGCAUGACUACGUAAAUAUCACGAUGUCAGCAGAAGAUGCUGGUCGUCAUCCAAAGCCUUUACCACAUACUGUGCUUCAAAUUAUUGAAAAAGCUGCAUGCAAACCUGAAGAAACAGUCAUUGUCGGUGAUACACUGGCAGAUCUAAUCUCUGGUCGAUCCGCUAAGGUUGGUCUUACUGUUGGAGUAUUGUCUGGAUUCUCAUCAGCAAAUGACCUAGUCUCCUAUUCAGACAUACUUUUACCAAACUUAUCUUAUCUCCCAAGUCUAUUUACUGAUUAUAAAUAG